This is a messenger RNA of Stomoxys calcitrans (stable fly), 1797 nucleotides long. RefSeq names its product cytochrome P450 CYP12A2. The record is from RefSeq and is a predicted model, not a curated record. Bases 58 to 1755 code for a protein of 565 amino acids. Lineage: Eukaryota; Metazoa; Arthropoda; Insecta; Diptera; Muscidae. Gene Ontology annotation, molecular function: oxidoreductase activity, acting on paired donors, with incorporation or reduction of molecular oxygen; iron ion binding; monooxygenase activity. The transcript has 4 exons.
CGACAUUAAAACUUGAAGUACUUAACAACAGAAUCAUAUGUUGGGUUCUUUUUUAAAAUGAUGAAAUAUAAACAAAAUUUAAAAACGAUUAUCAACAUACAACAGCGAAGUAUACAACAAGUAAGGAAAAGUAUAUGGGGAAUGAAACAAAAAUAUUUGAAAUUAUUCCUAAUUUCGGGUCUUUUUAAUAUUUCCAUUUCUAUUCAGCUUCGUUUAAAUUCCUCAACUGCUGCCACCGCCUCAACCCCAGAAUGGCAGGAGGCACGACCUUUCGAAGAGAUACCUUCCAUGAACUCAUUUUCGAUGGCGAGAAAUUUGUUACCCGGUGGUAAGUAUUACAAAUUUGAUCUUACAAAACUAUUGCUGGCCAUUCGGAACGACUUGGGACCCAUUGUUCGCUCUAAGGCCUUUAUGGGUCGACCACCUCAAGUUAUAACCCAUAAUCCCCAGGAUUUUGAGACGGUUUUUCGAAACGAGGGCAUAUGGCCUAUAAGACCUGGAGGUCUAGCUUCAGAAUAUCAUCGCAAUACGCAUAGAGCUGAUUUUUUUCAAGGUGUUGAAGGUCUUGUGUCAGUUCAUGGUGAGAAAUGGGGUACAUUCCGAACGGCUGUAAAUCCCGUAUUAAUGCAGCCCAAAAAUGUUCGCGUAUAUGUGAGAAAAAUGGCUCAAGUGAAUAAUGAAUUUUUACAAAGAAUCCGUGAAAUACGUGAUCCUAAAACUUUUGAGGUGCCAGCUUCAUUUCAAGAGGAAAUGAAUCGCUGGACUUUGGAAUCUGUUUCUGUGGUGGCUCUCGAUAAGCAACUGGGUCUGAUCACCACAAAUCGUGAAAAUCCCGAUAUCAAAGAAUUGUUUCAGCUAAUCAAUGAUUUCUUUACCCUGGGCCUAGAUAUCGAAAUUAAACCAGCAUUUUGGAAAUACUACAAGACGCCAACGUUUAAGAAAUUCAUGAAAACAUUGGAUGGCCUGCUGAAUUUUGGCAUUAAAUAUGUGGGUGAAGCCAUACAACGCUUGGAAGAUGAACGGAAAAGAGGAGUGCCCGAAAAGCCAGACAAUGAAAAGAGUGUGUUGGAGAAAUUGAUUAAGAUUGAUAAGAAAAUUGCAACGGUUAUGGCCAUCGAUAUGUUAUUGGCUGGAGUGGAUACGACCUCCUCAACCCUAACCGGUCUUCUCUUGUGUUUGGCCAAAAAUCCCGAAAAACCAGCAAAACUGCGCCAAGAAAUAAUGCAAAUAUUACCAGAGAAACAUUCCGAAUUCACUGAAUCUUCUUUAAAUCAACUGCCCUACCUAAGAGCCUGCAUUAAGGAGGCUUUACGCGUGUAUCCCAUAACUUUAGGCAAUACCCGUGUAUUGGCUAACGAUGUUGUACUCAGUGGUUAUCGAGUGCCUAAGGGUACCCAAGUCUCCAUGGUUACCACUCAUAUACAACAGGACGAUAGUCACUUCCCUAAAGCUAAGGAAUAUUUGCCUGAACGUUGGCUAAGAUCGGCUAAGGCUGAAGAGGAAACAUCCAAUGAGGCUGCUUGCCCACAUGCUUUAAAAGCCAGCAGUCCCUUUGUUUAUCUACCCUUUGGAUUUGGUCCUAGAAGUUGUGUUGGUCGCCGCAUUGUUGAAAUGGAAUUGGAGUUGGGAGUUGCACGCUUGGUGCGCAACUUCCACAUAGAGUUCAACUAUCCCACGGAAAAUGCCUUCAAGUUUCAACUGAUCUUUGCGCCUAAUAUUCCGCUAAAGUUUAAGUUUACAGAUGUAGAAAAAUAAAAGUAGCUAAGAAGGGAGAUAACUAAAAUCUAUGUAUGCCAC